AUGUGUCUCAAUAUAAACGAGAUUUUCGUAGGAAGCUUAUUUACUUUAGAUCACAACCUGCUCUUCGACCUAUACCUGGUCAAUGCCAUAUUAAGGUCCGGCGCAAAUUUAUUUUUGAAGACGCUUAUUCAGAAAUUAUGCGGCAACAGCCACAAGAUCUUAAAAAACGAUUAAUGAUUAAAUUUGAGGAUGAAGACGAAUUAGAUUACAAUUACUUAUCCAAGUAA
Racocetra fulgida is the source of this 227-nucleotide messenger RNA. The record is from the annotation of a GenBank genome assembly. NCBI's taxonomy places the organism in Eukaryota, Fungi, Glomeromycota, Glomeromycetes, Diversisporales, Gigasporaceae.